AUGACAGAAAUGAAUCUCACAGUUCACAAAGUCAUAGAAUUUUUGAGAAAGAAAUCUCUAUCACCUACAUUAUCACAAAGAAAUUCGAUAAAUAAAGAAUUAGAAACACACCUGUGGAGUUGGAUGUCCACUAAAUGG
Molecule: messenger RNA, 138 nt
Organism: Dentiscutata heterogama
Lineage: Eukaryota; Fungi; Glomeromycota; Glomeromycetes; Diversisporales; Gigasporaceae
Source: the annotation of a GenBank genome assembly